ACCACCGGCCGAGCGAGCUGGGUCGAUUCGAGCAGCAGGAUGGGUGGCGGCGGCGGCGGCAGCCCGACGGCGAGCAGCAGCAGCGACGAUGACGGAGACGCCUCGUGGAGGGCGGCCAUCGACUCCGUCGCUGUCGGAGGGUUCGGCUACCCGUCGUCCAACGGCGCGGCGAAGGCCGCCUCUGGCGGCGGCGGCGGCGGCGGCGGCGGCGGCGGCGAGGACAGCAACGGGCUGGAGCAGCCGCCGCAGGAGGAGGGGAAGGCGCAAACGCCUGGGCUCAAGCUGUACCAGAUCAAGGUAAGAAAUAUGUUGGACGACAUGUUAGAGAAAAAUCUCGAAAUAGUGAGAAAUCCCUGCUUGAACCCGGCUGACCCAGAGGAAACAGGCGGAGGGAUAAAAUUAUUUAAGAAGGCACCACCUGGCAUCAGAAUGGAUGCUAUAGAUAAAUACCAUGUGCAACUCAAGAGGCCAAGGAUUCUUCCCAGGCCGGAGAUCGACGAGAAAUCAAAGAAGUUCAGACAUAUGCUUCAGUCUGUCGUUGUUGAUGGUAACGACAUACUUGUUUCCGCAAAAGAAACAUCCCAAAUAUCAUUGGCCAGAAUGGAAGCUAGAGAAACUGCAGCAAAAACCAAAGCCAAGAGGGAGGAAGAAAGGGUGAACCAACUGAAGAAGGUUAGGGGAGAGAAAUGGCUUCCUUCCGUUGCUAGUAAAAUGAAGAAAGAAAAAUCAUGGGAGGAAUGGCAGAAAAAGCGUGCGAGCAAAGGCAGUGAUGGUGGAUCAUAUCAGCUGGGCCGCAUAUGCUAAUCUAUGAGGCCAUCUAUGGGGGCACCCUUUUCCGGAUGUCACAAGUGCUUUUAUAACUUCUAUUUUGCCAUUUAUCAGUUGGUGAUGAUGGUCGACAAGGGGAUUGACUUGGAUGAAAGAUAGUGUCGGACUGGCAGUUUUGUUCUAAUCUGGAGAAUGUAACUCUGAGUAUCAUAUCAGUACCUUCUCAUGGAAAUUUUGUAACAAAAUUCUGUUAUAUUGCAGGAUUGGAUGUACUUACGCA
Hordeum vulgare subsp. vulgare (domesticated barley) is the source of this 1048-nucleotide messenger RNA. RefSeq lists its product as uncharacterized. The coding region runs from base 40 to 804 and encodes 254 amino acids. The record is from RefSeq and is a predicted model, not a curated record. Lineage: Eukaryota; Viridiplantae; Streptophyta; Magnoliopsida; Poales; Poaceae. The transcript is spliced from 5 exons.